GCGAAGCGAAGGGACCUCCGCGCCGUGCCGUCCGCGCCGUGUCGCGUCCAGACGACCGUUCUCGCCGCGUCCGCCACAACAACCGCGUGGCACGUGCAAGUGACCGAGUGACAGUGUGCCUGCCGAGUGACAACAAACUUGUCAUCCUCGUGCGUGCGUGCGUGUGUGUGUCUCAACCAGUGUGUGAGUGUGCCCGUGGAAGUGACGAGCGUUUCUCUCUCCGCCCGGCGUUCUCUCUCCGACACGAGGCUCUCGUGGAUACCGGCCAGGAUAACGCCGCCGAGCUGCUCAAAGUGGAUUACUCUACAUCGCUUCCUCGAGGGAUGGUGUGACUGGCCAUGCGGCUGCGGCGGGGCGUGGGACGCGGCUGGCUGGUGCUGGCGUGUUGCUUCGCCUUCGGCCUGCCUGGCCCCGCGCUGUCCGAGCCCUCCCCCGCCCCCUCACCGUCGCCCGAAGCAGACGCCGAGCCGGCCCCCGCCAGACAUGCCGCCGUCGCACGAGCACAAGCGGACAGUCGGUGUUUCCUGGAGAGCGGGUCGUCGGCGGAGAGCUUCUUCGUCAGCGAGGACCUGCCGGUGGGAUCUGUCAUCGGCGUGCUGUCCGUGCUGGGCGACCCCAGCGAGCCCCAGGGGGACAUCUCGCUGCGCCUCCAGGAGACGGACAGCCCCGUGCGCGUGUCCCCCGGCAGCAAGAACCUCACCCUGAUGCGCAGGCUGGACAAGGAGGGCGUGGAGGGACCCUCGUCCGUGUACAUCAGCAUCAUCUGUGAUAGGAAACGCACCGCCGACCCGGGCAUUUCAAUCCCGGUCAACAUUAGAGUUACCGAUGCCAACGACAACGCUCCGCAGUUCGUCAACGCUCCCUACGUGCUCAACAUCUCCGAGGUGACCGUGGUGGGCACGCGCGUGCUGCAGGGCGUGCGCGCCGUGGACGUGGACCAGCCCGGCCCGUACUCCACCGUGCAGUACUCCGUGCUGCCCGGGCCCAACGCGGACUACUUCAUGUUCGUCAACGCCCUGGAAGGCACGCUCGCGCUGAGGAAGCCGCUGGACUACGAGACCCUGUCCAACUUCACGGUCAACCUCCGAGCUCAGGACCAAGGGACGCCGCCGCAGUUCUCGGACACGACGCUGUACGUGCAGGUGGUGGACGCGGACGACCAGAACCCUCGCUUCUACGACGAGCGGUACUCCGCCAUCCUGCCGGACCGCGCCGCCCAGGGAACGCGACUGCGCGUCCAGCCCAGGGAGAUCGCCGCGUACGACCAGGACGUGGGCAUCAACUCGGCCGUCGUGUACUCCUUCAACUCGGCCGGCGGCUCGGACUACCGGUACUUCGACAUUGACCCCACCUCGGGCCACCUGACGGUCAAAAGGAGCAUCCCGGACGACGACAUGCUGCAGCCGGCCACACUCGUGGUCCGGGCGAGCCAGCACGAUAACCCUGACCGGUACGCGCUGGCCACCCUGACCGUGUCUCGGCCCGGGACUUCCCUGCGGGACCUCCAGUUCCUCCAGAGCGCCUACUACGCCGGCGUCCUGGAGAACGUGCCGCUCCACAGCGUGCUCAUCACGGCCGUCACCAACAAGCCGCGCGACAAGCGUCUGCGGUUCUGGCUGGAGCAGCGCGAGGUGUCCGGGCGGUUCGGCGUGACGGGGCACGGCGACAUCAUCCUGCUGCAGGCGCUGGACUACGAGACGGAGGACCUGUACCUGUUCCACGUGCACGCCACCGACGGCCGCAUGCAGAACACGACGGCGCUGGUCAACAUCUCGGUGCUGAACGUCAACGACUGGGACCCGCGGUUCCGGUUCCCGCAGUACGAGUUCUUCGUGCCCGAGUUGGCGGCCGGCCCCACCGUGCCCAACACCAACCCCCUGGGGCUGGUGGUGGGCCGCGUCGAGGUGGCCGACGGCGACCGCGGCGACACCAUCAGCCUGGAGCUGCGCGGCCCGGGCGCCAAGAUGUUCGAGAUCACCCCGAACGGCGAGAUCGUGCUGCUGGACCCCAGCCUGGCCAACACGAGCACGGUGCACUUGGUGGCCGUGGCGACGGACACGGGCAUCCCGCCGAGGCAGGCCAGCGCGCCCGUCAUCGUGCACCUCCCCGAGGCCCUGGUGCGCUCCAGCGUGUUCGCCACGGGCAGCACGGGGGUCCUGGUCAUGGCGGUGUUCGGCGCCGUCCUCGGCGUGCUCGGCAUCGUCAUCGUCGCCCUGGUCUUCUACAUUUACAAAAACAAGCGGCCCAAGUCGACGGGGACCCCGCCCGGGUCGGGCCGCGCCUCCUCCAACAAGAUGGGCGGGCUGAUGACGCCCAACAUCCAGCACGAGAAGCUGCCGCCCGCGUCGGACGACGGCACGGACCACGACAACAACAGCGACACGCACGCGCCCUCCUGCACCAACAACCUGCACACCGAGACGUCCACCUUCAGCGACGGCAAGACGCCGCGCUACACCGCCACCGUCAAGAGGUCUUUUGCAGGCAUCAUGGCGCGGAACGCGGCGGGCCGGGCGAGCCAGCGGCGGCCCCCCGGCCACCACCACCACCAUCAUCACGGCCACCAGUGCAGCAACCCGCUGUCGCAGGCCAAGCGCAAGGUGGCGCCCGCGCCGCCCCAGGUGCCGGGCAGCGUGUCCAAGGCCUCCAACGUGGACGCCGUCUCGAGCGGCGUCAGCUGGCCGCUGGGCUCCAUCCCGCGGAGGGUCAAGAAACUCAGCUGGGACGACGAUGACGACAACAAGCCCGAGCUGGACCCGGAAGUGAGUGUGACGCCACUGGGCGGACAGAACCAGGACGGCAACACCGACCACAUGAACCUCACCGUGUACUUCUGAUGUCCGAAAGAGGGCUGGGUGGAAGUCCACCCAGAAGCCCGUCACCCGGAUGGAAUGACUCCAAGUGAUUCCGCCUGCAGUGGUGUUGCGAAGCCUGUGGCCUCCACUCGCACAUCACGUUUUCGUCAAGUGAACUCUCAGACUGAAACUGACAAAAAACGGUAAGGCAGGAAGUGAAUCAUCUGCUUUAAUCCGAUUACUUACAACGAAGAUAACAUGUGUAAGUGACCCCCUCCCCUCCCCGCACCUGCGGCUUUCGCCCGAUUUGAGCUUUGUGAUGGAAUGAACUUUGUGACUGAAAAUGACUGAUACACGCAGUUGUCGGUCGGCUCUGGAAGUAACAGGGCUGCGAAUUGAGCUUGGCCGAGGGCACCUCACAACAAAGAAUCUCUUGUAGGUGAGGCAUAAUUUUUGACCGUUGGUUCAAGAAGAAGGUUCAGGGAAUCAAGUCGUUUAAAAUACAGCACAUGCAACCUAUGUCAAAUCUGUUGAGUGCUUUAAGUUGCCAUACAUGUCAAGGUCAAUUGUAUACUAUAUUCUGUACAAGAAUGCAAUACUAAAGGUGUUAUUCAUAAGCUUAACUACUUAAGAGAUUAUUUUUAUAUUUAUUAUAGUUUGUGUAAAUUUUUCUUUUGUCUUCCUGUGUAUGUGUAGCUCUGGAUUUUAAAUUGUGCACCAAUACAAAGCAACAAGCGUUUUCAAGAAAGAAAAUAAAUUAUUAAAAAGUUAGAAUGGAAGAGUGACACUAGCUUGUGCAUAAUCCAAAAAGAAUAUUUCUGAUUGCCUCCCUAUCUGUCUACAGAAGCCAUUUAUGUAAACCUAGAAAGAGGAAUAUUGCCUUAUUUUCGCGGGAAGAUCUCCUUAUACAUGUUCAGACGACUACACUACAUUUAGGUGUCUUAUAAAUUAAGUUCUUAAAAAUUGUUGCAUAAUUUUUAGAAAUCUAGUGAAUGUUGAAUGUGUCAAAGGUUGUUACCACAAAUUUGUGGAAUAUCAAGCUGUGAUCCCCGUACAUCUAGAUGUCAAUUAGUAUUCCUUCACAUGCUGCAAAAAUAAUUUGUACUCUCAGAUGUGUGUUAGGUUGACACACUGUCAACUAUGCCAUUCUUUUUUAUAUAGCUCUCUACAAUAAUGUACAUUUAAUUGUUUUCCACCAGCAUGAUAUUCUGCCUCUGUUACUAGAAGUUAGCAAUCCAUUCCGUUUGCUUACUCAUUUAAUGUAAAAUAAAAUGUAUCUAAAUUUA
This is a messenger RNA of Thrips palmi, 4081 nucleotides long. It is a transcript of the gene Cad96Cb, whose product is annotated as protocadherin-like wing polarity protein stan. Gene Ontology annotation, molecular function: calcium ion binding. The record is from RefSeq and is a predicted model, not a curated record. The transcript has 18 exons. Lineage: Eukaryota; Metazoa; Arthropoda; Insecta; Thysanoptera; Thripidae. Bases 339 to 2837 code for a protein of 832 amino acids. Gene Ontology annotation, biological process: homophilic cell-cell adhesion. Gene Ontology annotation, cellular component: plasma membrane.